Messenger RNA from Camellia sinensis, 961 nucleotides. RefSeq names its product small ribosomal subunit protein uS4y. Gene Ontology annotation, molecular function: rRNA binding; structural constituent of ribosome. Gene Ontology annotation, biological process: translation; ribosomal small subunit biogenesis. The record is from RefSeq and is a predicted model, not a curated record. Gene Ontology annotation, cellular component: cytosolic small ribosomal subunit. Lineage: Eukaryota; Viridiplantae; Streptophyta; Magnoliopsida; Ericales; Theaceae.
UAAAGGUCUCUUCAACACUCAUCGUCUGAAGCCCUAAACACACACACAGAGGCAGAGGGAGCUCUGUCUUCUCUCUUUCUCUUUCAUUUCCAUCGCAUACACGAGAUCGGCGAACUGGUCGGUGUCCAAGCAUGGUGCACGUUUCCUAUUAUCGCAACUAUGGAAAAACUUUUAAGAAACCUCGCCGCCCCUACGAGAAGGAGCGAUUAGAUGCUGAGUUGAAGCUGGUCGGAGAGUAUGGACUCCGCUGCAAGAGGGAGCUUUGGAGGGUUCAGUAUGCUUUGAGCCGCAUCCGUAAUGCAGCAAGAAUGCUUCUAACCCUUGAUGAGAAGAAUCCCCGCAGGAUUUUCGAGGGUGAAGCCCUUCUGAGGAGGAUGAACAGGUAUGGCCUGCUUGAUGAGAGCCAAAACAAGCUUGAUUAUGUCUUGGCCCUUACUGUGGAGAACUUCCUCGAGCGUCGCCUCCAAACACUUGUGUUCAAGACAGGUAUGGCAAAGUCCAUCCACCAUGCCAGAGUGCUCAUCAGGCAAAGGCAUAUCAGGGUUGGGAGGCAGGUGGUCAAUGUUGCUUCUUUCAUGGUGAGGCUGGACUCACAGAAGCACAUUGAUUUCUCACUGACAAGUCCUCUCGGAGGUGGACGUCCUGGUAGAGUGAAGCGCAGGAACAUGAAGGCAGCUGCAAAGAAGGCUUCUGGUGGAGAUGGAGAUGAAGAAGAUGAAGAGUGAGGCCUUGCAUUAAUGUAAGUUUAUAAUGGAAAAACUAGCAAGUCCGGCCUAGAGUUUCUUCACCUCUGCCGGUUAGUACUGUUCUUUUACCUUAAGUUUAGUUUUGUAUUUUUUUUUUUUCUGAGAACCUUCAGUAUAGGGAGUUUUGCAUGCUUUUAUGUUUUAUGCUUUCUUGAUUGUUAUUGAGAAUAUAUUUGUUGGUUUGAUCAAGACUGGUUAUUUGUUUUUGGCUUCUA